GUUGAACGUUUCUUUCGGUACCAAUCGUGUCAUUAUCACGCAACAUAGCAGUGUGGUCUUUAAGCCUGCAUUAAUUCCUUCAUUUUUACGUUUGUACUCAUUCGUCCAUCGUAUGAAGAACUGAACUUAAUUAAUCCUUCGUGUCUGGAUCAACUCAAGUCGUCUCAGUGAACGUUGAAGUCAGGCUUAGCUUGCUGGCUAGCUAGCUAGCUUAGCUUAGCUUGCUAGCUGCUAACAAAGAGGCACGAAAGUGAUCAAUACGUCGCUUAGCAGACAUCAAAUCAUCGCCGGUAUAAUGUGCAGACCAAACGAUCGGGACUUUCGCAUCUUGUGAACUGGAGCAACUUAAAUCCGUCGAUUGGUAAUCCAUACAUCUCUGUGCCAUGUCUGCCUUAGCAUCACCGGUAAAAUGUGCAGACCAAACGAUCGGGACUUUCGCAUCUUGUGACACUGGAGCAACUUAAAUCCGUCGAUUGAGGUCUGCGAAGAACCUCUUCUCUCUGACCAACAGAAGUGGAGUUUUAGCAUGGAGCAGAAGGAGCCACAUCCCUGCCCCUUCAAAGAGGAAGAGGAGUUGGCACAAAAUGAAGAGGCGGACCCACUGACCCUGCGCUUUAAAGAGGAGGAGGAGGAACAUAGCAUCAGUCAGGAGGGGGCGCGGCUUGAACGGCUGGAGGAGUUCCCGGUGAUUCGUGUCAUCGUGAAGAGUGAAGAUGAUGAGGUCAAGCGUGAAAGUGCGGAGAAGAGAGGGGCGGAGCCUCCAAGUAGCAGCUCCACUGAACACAUCUGUGGAGGAUCACAAUCUGACGAGCGCUUAGCUCCACUAUCAGAUAUUGACCCUGAUGAUGAAGGCUCUAAAGUUGAUAAGACAUGUCACACUGACCACACGUGCUUCCAAUGCUCUCACUGUGACAAAACCUUUAACCACCAUUGUCGCCUGAAAGUACACAUGAGAAUACACACCGGAGAAAAACCCUUCUCCUGCUCAGAGUGCGGGAAAUGUUUUCUACGAAAAAACGGGUUGAAAGAACACAUGCAAACGCACACUGGUAAAAAACCUUUUAUUUGUUCAAUCUGUGGUAAAGAUUUUGUACAGAGACAUUAUUUAGAAAUACACAUGAGAAUACACACCGGGGAAAAGCCUUUUUCGUGUUCAAUCUGCGGUAAAAGCUUUAUAAAAAGUCCCAGUUUGAAACUGCACAUGAGAACACACACCAAAGAAACCCCUUUCACCUGCUCCAUCUGCAGCAAAAGUUUUGUCGAAAGUAACAAUUUUAAAGUGCACUUGAGAACGCACACCGGAGAAAAACCCUUCGUCUGUUCAAUCUGCGGCAAAGGUUUUGCGCAGAGUCAACAUUUAAAAGGACACAUGAGAAUACACACCGGCGAAAAACCCUAUUCCUGUUCGAGCUGCAGCAAAAGCUUUUGUGACCGAUCGACACUUGUGAAACACACGAGAACACACACCGGCGAGAAAGUGGUGAGUUGCAGUGUGUGCGAUGAAAGGUUCGCUUACAAGUACCAGUGUGACAAACACAAUUGUGCUGGUGAGAACAGCAGCAGCCAAUGAAGCUGCAGGAUUUACUUUCACUUUCUAACAACAUUAGCACAUAUAACAUGUGUGACACUUUGUUGUGUCCAACACAAUCUUGUUAAUAUGCUUUUACCUCUUAUAGAUUAGGUAUUUCAGUCCAGUACCUGCAUUAAUAUACAGCAUUGUGUCCUUUAAAAAAAAAAAAAAUGAACAGAACGAUUUGACGGAAGAGGUGUAAGUAAACAGUACAAAACAUGUGUUACAUAAGGUAAACAUUUCUUGUGUAUAUAGUAGGGGUGUAACGGUACGUGUAUUUGUAUUGAACCGUUUCUGUACGGGGGUUUCGGUUCGGUUCGGAGGUGUACCGAAAAAGAUUCCACACGGACAUAUUAGGUAGUAGCGCACCGCACGUUGUGUAAACAAUGCAGAGCGAGGCACAACACUCGGCAGGCUAGCAGCGACCAGGCGAGGACAACAUGCAAAAGCCAGAGCUGGAAGACCCUCCUGCCUCGUUAACAUCCCCCCUAUGGGAACACUUCGGCUUCGUGGUGCGAUACAACAACGGAGGACGGAGGUUUGCCGACAUUGUUCAGCAGCAGUAGGGUAUGCUUCUGCCAACACGUCAAACAUGCUAACCCCUUUGAAGCGGCACCACCCCCAAGUCAAGCUUGCUUUAAGGAAAAGAAAGAGGAGCGUGGUGCAAACACUGCAUUCAAGCAGCCUCUCCUCGGCUAACCAGGCAGGGCUAUAGCAAUAACAAAUAUAGCAGCACAUUUAAGACCAUCCGUCCAUCCAUUUUCUACCACUUGUCCCGUUCGGGAUCGCGGGGGGUUGCUGUAUUGCAUUAAAACUAGUGUGGUGGAUUGGUCUGAAGCUUAAACAGCAAACAAAGUGGAUUUAGUACAAAAGUUUUAUUUACCCAUAAUCAAAAGUACAGAGUUGGAUUGAAUUGCUCGUGCAUACUGACAACAUCCUCCAGAGAAACGUGGAUGAUCGAAAUCAUGCGAAGCACACCAUAGUAUUGGUCUAUCGGCCUUUUAUAUGUUUCCCUCAUGUGUCCAAAUGUUUUGGACCUAUUUGCUCUGCAACAUCCUUAAAUCCCUUAGUCAUAAUAUACAAUCAAAACAUUUUGUAGAAUGGUCAACCCGACCACAUAUUCAACUUUCACCCACAUAUGCUCUUCCGCUGAUUCAGAGGCUUUUAGACAGACACAAAAUAUGGUCAGAAAUUCCACUACACUAGAUUUUGACCCACUUCUAUGGUGGAAGAACAAUAAGCACAUAUAUCCUCAUACUACCAAGGUAGCCAGGCUGGGGGGAAAGAAAAGUUAAUCUGAGGCUGAGUUGACGUGAAACUGUUUAAUUUGGCACUUUUUAUAUGUAGAAGAAAAGUUUUGUCUUUUUAUUUCCUCUGUGGACCCCGACUUAAACAAGUUGAAAAACUUAUUGGGGUGUUACCUUUUAGUGGUCAUUUGUACGGAAUAUGUACUGUACUGUGCAAUCUACUAAUAAAAGUCUCAAUCAAUCAAUCAAAAAAAGCAGUUUAUAUGUAGAAAGGUUUUGUUAAGGAACCAUUCUGAGCCUUAUUUAGUUUUUAUUUUAUAUAUGUUGACCACAUUAACCCUGGCAAUGGACCCUGUGUUUAUCAUAUGUAUGUUACGCCAUUGUUUACAAAUUUGGUAAAUAAAUAACCAAAAAAUGUAUAUUUUGUUGUUUUCUUACUAUACCGAAAAUGACCCGAACCGUGACCUCUAAACCGAGGUACGUACCGAACCGAAAUUUUUGUGUAGCGUUACACUCCUAGUAUAAAGAGAUUCAUCAUUCACUUCAGUGACGUGCGGGGAGGUUUAUAGCUGGUGAGGCACUGACUUAAUCAGAAUCAAAUUUACAAAUAUACAGUAUGCGGUCUGCGCAGAUUAUAUGCCAUUUUAUUGGCAGCAGUUUACGGGUUAUGUUUAAUUUCUGCAUUCUUUACACAUACAAACUGUCGCCCACAAAAUGUGCAUUUCAUUAAAAACGAAACAAAAAUAAUGUUAUCGCCGUCUUACGUUAUAAAUGAAGUCCAUGCGCCGGUCCUUCUGGAUAAAAAUAGUCAUCACUUUCUGGUAAAAGUCCUCCUUCACUUCCUUCAGUUUUAAAAGUCUUAUAAGAGUUCAACAUAGUUGCCGCGAUUAGCAGAGCUCCUACUCUCAUUUCCACGAAAUGCGAGCUGCUGUUUGGCGAGGAAGCAGGUCGCAUUGAUGACAUCUUUUAAAAUCUCUCGGUUCUCUUUUGCCUUAGUAUUGUGGAUGCUGAUGUUGAGUCGCCGCUGCUCAUCCAAAGCCAAGUCUAUCCUCGUCAUCCCAAACGUUUUUAGCGCAAUCUAGCUUUGAAUAUGAGCGGCCGAGCGCUCAUGUUUGAUGAGGCUUCUUUGCAAAUUCUUUAGGUCGCAAAAAUCCCAUUUGAGUCCACACAGUUCCACAGGUUGAAAAAAGAAGGCAAAGAGAGCAGAAAAGGCGGUUUCUUUCAGAACAUCCACAAGCCAGACUUUUCACUUAUACCACUCCGUUUGGAAAGAGCGAGUAACUUUCCAUCCUGCUGAUUGAAACAAACCAUUCAGCUCCGGUGUUGGUUUUCCUUUAGUAAUUAUCUCCUGCUUCGCUUGAAAGUCCACUUUAGAAAACUGUUUAAAGAGGAACAUUAUCACAAUUUCAAAAGGGUUAAAAACAAUAAAAAUCAGUUCCCAGUGGCUUGUUGUGAUUUUUGAACUUUUAUCAAAAUUUUACUGGUCCGGAAUAUCCCUAAAUAAAGCUUUAAAGUGCCUUAUUUUCGCUAUCUUCGAAACCACUAUCCGUUUUCCUGUGACGUCACACAGUGCUGCCAAUGUAAACAAACAAUGGGAAUACCACAGCAAGAUAUAGUGACAUUAGCUCGGAUUCAGACUCGGAUUUCAGCGGCUUAAGCGAUUCAACAGAUUACGCAUGUAUUGAAACAGAUGGUUGGAGUAUGAAAGUAUUGAAGAAGAAACUGAAGCUAUUGAGCGAAUAGCUAUUGACGCUAUUCAUAGCCAUUGCAUGGCCGAAUAGCUGCGUUAGCAUCGCCGGCAAAAGGUGCGGACCAAACGAUCAGGACUUUAGCAUUUUGUGAUAAUGGAGCAACUUAAAUCCUUCGAUUGGUAAGUGUUUUUUUCGAAUUAAAUGUGGGUGGAAGGAAACGUAAUAUAGUUGCAAAUGCAUCUGCAGGUUAUCCAUACAUCUCUGUGCCAUGUCUGCUUUAGCACCGCCGGUAAAUAGCAUGUUAGCAUCGAUUAGCUGGCAAUCACGCCGCGACCAAAUAUGUCUUGAUUAGCACAAAAGUCAACAUCAACAAAACUCGCCUUUGUGAUUUUGUUGACUUUAUCGUUGCAAAUGCAUCCGCAGGUCAUCCAUACAUUUCUGUGCCAUGUCUGUCAUCGCCGGUCAAAUGUGAAGACACUACAGGACAUUCAAUGGGGGUCUGGCGGCAGACACUUUCGCAUCUUCGGUGCAACUUGAAUCCCUCCCUGUUAGUGUUGUUACACCCUUCGACAACACACCGACGAGGCAUUAUGUCUCCAAGGUUUCAAAAAGUAGUCGAAAAAACGGAAAAUAACAGAGCUGAGACCCGGUGUUUGUAAUGUGUAGAAAAUGAAAAUGGCGGCUUUAUUACCUCAGUGACGUCACGUUCUGACGUCAUCGCCACCAGAGCAAUAAACAGAAAGGCGUUUAAUUCGCCAAAAUUCACCCAUUUAGAGUUCGGAAAUCGGUUAAAAAAAUAUAUGGUCUUUUUUCUGCACCAUCAAGGUAUAUAUUGACGCUUACAUAGGUCUGGUGAUAAUGUCCCCCUUUAAGUGCGAAAAUGUAGUCAUCCAUGUUGAAAGUCGGGGUGCACGAGACGGAAAAAAUAAGUCGCUGCGGCACUUACCCUCUGAGGCCACCGUAUGUCUGGGAUCAUGAGCGCCCCGCCCCUAUCGUGAGGCACGAGAACUGUAUGCCUCAUCUCAGACUUUUUUCUCUGCCGUUUUGAUGGCUCAACCAACACACAAAACAUGUUACUCGCUGCGGCACUUGACUCGCUUACGCCACCGUAUGUGUCUGCUCAUGAGCGCCCCUAUCGUAAGACACGAGAACUGUUUGCCUCACCUCAGACCUUUUUCUCUGUCAUUUAGAACGCUCAGCAACACACCAGACAAGAACGCACUCUGGCCGCACGGCAGACAGAGAAAUUUAUGAGGGAUUGCAAAAAUUCUGCGAUUUUGAAGAAAAAAAUAAUCCAGGUUGGUGAAGCUAAAUGAAAAUUAAAAACUAACAAUUACAAUUAUUUUAUCGUCAUAUAUUUUAUUUCUUUGCAUGAUCACAGAUCACUGCCUCCCCUGACCGCACGUCACUGAUUCACUUUUAUACUUUAUUUUUAUAUAAGCUUUUAAAACAAUGAAUUGUUGAAUAUUUUCAUUUCUAGUGCGAAAUUAUUCCAUAGACAAACUCCUUCAUAUGAUUUAGAUAUUUAUUUGACAUUUGAUCACACCUUUGCUUUUGAGUACACGUAAAAGUCGCUCCCAGCCGUUACACGGGUAGACACAGCACUGGAGCCAAGCGUGCAGUUUUUGACCAAGUUCUAAUGUACGUAGAUUUUUAUCACAAGUUUUUACUCCAGCAGGACGCCACUUUUCAGCCACAUCCUUAUCCUUUCUCCCCUCCUGCUCCCGGCUGCUUACUGUUAAAGACAACAGAUGAUUAGAUUAACACGUACCACCUGUGAAAUCUAAUCACAUGCCAGGUGUGUCUCGCCGUCAGCACAUGCCCCAACCCUAUCCGAUGGUUCUCGUCCCUCAGCAACAUAGACAGAGGCGGUGACCUUUGCUCCUGCAGGUGCGCUGGCCACACCUCCCUCCACAUUCAUAUUUAGCUGAAACUUCUUCUGGACCACUUUCAGAAGUAUUUUGUUAUGUACUUUAUACAUAAUUUGAGCAGUUGUGCUUAAUGCAAAAUACUUUCCUUUUAAAUUGUGUAACUUUAUGUAUUAUAUGUUGGGUUUUCAUAGUCCAUGCUAUUAAUUAUCUGUAUUACUGUCUUUUGUAAUAUGAAUCUUUUUUUGUAAUUACAUAUUUAUGUCCCCAGACCUUUAUUCAAUACGCAAUGUAUGCUUCAACUACA
Molecule: messenger RNA, 6683 nt
Organism: Nerophis ophidion (straightnose pipefish)
Lineage: Eukaryota; Metazoa; Chordata; Actinopteri; Syngnathiformes; Syngnathidae
Product: gastrula zinc finger protein XlCGF17.1-like
Exons: 4
Coding region: 527-1570 (347 amino acids)
Biological process (GO): regulation of immune system process; negative regulation of transcription by RNA polymerase II; regulation of cytokine production
Cellular component (GO): PcG protein complex; transcription regulator complex
Molecular function (GO): DNA-binding transcription factor activity, RNA polymerase II-specific; RNA polymerase II cis-regulatory region sequence-specific DNA binding
Source: RefSeq, a predicted model, not a curated record